This is a messenger RNA of Acyrthosiphon pisum (pea aphid), 1324 nucleotides long. Its product is annotated as putative nuclease HARBI1. NCBI's taxonomy places the organism in Eukaryota, Metazoa, Arthropoda, Insecta, Hemiptera, Aphididae. The transcript is spliced from 4 exons. The record is from RefSeq and is a predicted model, not a curated record. Bases 151 to 1278 code for a protein of 375 amino acids.
UGUUAUAUUGUAAUCAUCAAACGUUAUACCUACAUAGUACAUUGACAAGUGACAACUUUUUAAUAUUUAUAUUAAUAUGUGAUACACUUUUUAAUUAUUAUUUUAAACAUUGAGUAUAUAAAACUUUUAAAUCAAAACUCAAAACAAAACAUGGCUUUGUAUUUUUUGGGGUAUGAGUUGGAGGUAUUAGAGGAAAGACUUAGGUUAGUUGAGAGGCGGAUGGAAAGACGGAUGUUACGUGACACUCAAAAUCCUUAUGAACUGCCAAGAAGAGAGUUUAUGAAUGUGUUUCGUCUAAGCCCUGAAUUAUCCAUGGACUUAACCAAUACUCUUCGACCUUUCCUUCAACGAGAGCGAAACUCUGGAAUACCUGUGGAAAUUCAGGUAUUAGCGGCAGUUUAUGUCUAUGCGAAAGGUAGCUAUCAACGGGCUACUGGUGAUCAUUUCGAUUUGAACAUUAGUCAGCCAUCAGUUAGUAGGUGUCUUCAUAGUGUGACUAAUGUUAUAAAUGAUAGGCUCUUAAGGCAAUGGGUAACCUUUCCAAUGACAAAUGCAGAUAGAAAUAAAGCACGUGAAGAAUUUAAAAAUGCACCACAACCAUUUGAAGGUGCUAUUGGUGCCAUUGAUUGUACCUACAUUAAUAUCCUUGCACCCAAAGAUCACGAAGAAGCCUAUGUGAACCAUCAUGGAAAUCACUCAUUGAAUGUUCAAGCAAUAGUCAGCCCAAAACUGAAAAUUUUAAAUAUCAAUCCAAGAUAUCCAGGAGCUAGAAAUGAUUCAUAUGUCUGGAGCACAUCACCCAUUCGUCGUGCAAUGGAAUAUCAUUACAAUCAGGGAGAACGUCAUACUUGGCUCAUUGGUGAUUCUGGCUAUCCAUUGGAGCCAUGGCUAAUGACUCCACUUCUACAUUACAGAGAACGCACUCGACAAUUUAAAUAUACUUUAAAACAUUGUAAGGCAAGAAAUGUUGUCGAAAGAUUUUUUGGGGUGUUUAAAAGUGUAUGGAGAUGCCUUUCCUAUCAACGGGUGUUAAUGUAUGCACCCGUUAUGGCAGGAAAAAUUGUAAAUGCUUGUGCAGUUCUUCACAAUAUGCGCAUCCAUUACCGUAUACCAAUAGAAGAAGAAAAUAUUGACAACAGGAAUAUCAACAAUUAUAUUGAAAGAAAUUUGCCACAAAAUGAUGUUGCCAUAAGGGGAGGCCCUAGAGCUGUGGCAAUGCGUAUUCAAAAACAAUUAAUGCAAGAUUGGUUUCCUGGGUAUAUUGAUGGUGAUGCAUAAAAUGAAAAAUUACAAAUAAUUAAACAAAUAUUUUACUUAUAUAAAC